Beta vulgaris subsp. vulgaris (sugar beet) is the source of this 2119-nucleotide messenger RNA. Its product is annotated as preprotein translocase subunit SECY, chloroplastic. Gene Ontology annotation, cellular component: chloroplast thylakoid membrane. The record is from RefSeq and is a predicted model, not a curated record. Gene Ontology annotation, molecular function: transmembrane protein transporter activity; signal sequence receptor activity. Lineage: Eukaryota; Viridiplantae; Streptophyta; Magnoliopsida; Caryophyllales; Amaranthaceae. The transcript has 8 exons. The coding region runs from base 99 to 1706 and encodes 535 amino acids. Gene Ontology annotation, biological process: SRP-dependent cotranslational protein targeting to membrane, translocation.
UCAAGGGCCUUCAGUCUUCACUCUUUUCUCACAAGUUAGCUGCUACAGCCUACAGGUAGAGCAAGAGGAGGAGAAACAGGGGAAGAAGGGCGGGGAUAAUGUUGUUAACAUUUACAGAAGCAGCAAUUCCAUCAACUUCUUCUUUCAUCUCAUUUUCUCUCUCUUCCCCUCCCAAAUUUAAUCGCAAACCCAGAAAUUUUAGCCUACGCACCAAACCCACUUCAUGGAUAUCUGCUUCUCUCUCCUCCACCACAACACCCAGCUGUGAAAGCUCAGUGUUUGAUCCAUUGGGUAUAGAGAAAGAUAAGUCAUGGGAUGUAGCUGGUACCUGGGAUGGUGUUCUGAGGUUUGUUUCACAGACUUUUGAGAGUACUUCAGGUACAAGAAAAGACAGAACAUCAUCGGGUCGUGGAGUUGCAGCUGCAAUUGAGGAUAGUUCCAUUGAUUUCGGGGACUUCUUUAAAGGCCCAUUACCUGGGAAAUUUCUGAAAUUGUUGGGGUUAUUGGCAUUGUCUCGACUUGGGAUAUAUGUGCCUCUUGGUGGUGUGAAUCGAGAGGCUUUUGUGGGUAACUUGGAUCAGAACAGUUUCAUUAGUACUUUGGACUCGUUUUCUGGGGGUGGCAUUGGACGGCUUGGGAUAUGCUCUCUUGGAAUUGUCCCCUUUAUUAAUGCACAAAUUGUGUUCCAACUCCUUGCCCAAGUCUACCCCAAGUUGCAAGAUCUCCAGAAAAAAGAAGGUGAAGCGGGGAGGAAGAAAAUUCAACAGUAUACCCGUUAUGCUUCAGUGGGGUUUGCUUUAGUGCAGGCAAUUGGCCAAGUGCUUUUUCUUCGUCCUUAUGUCAAUGACUUCAGUACCGAAUGGGUUCUUUCAUCAGUUAUCCUGUUGACACUUGGUUCAGCAUUGACAACAUACCUUGGUGAACGUAUCUCUGACCUGAAACUUGGAAAUGGUACAUCUCUAUUGAUCUUCACCAAUAUCAUCUCAUAUUUACCAGCAUCUUUUGGAAGGACCUUUGCUCAGGCAUAUCAAGAUGGGAAUUAUACUGGCCUUGCCAUCAUAGUAGUAUCAUUCGUGUCAUUGGUGUUCGGUAUUGUAUAUGUUCAGGAAGCAGAGAGGAAAAUUCCAAUGAACUAUGCAUCAAGAUACUCUAGUAGGAGUGGAGGACUUCAAAAAUCUGCUUAUCUGCCCUUCAAGGUGAACAGUGCUGGAGUAAUGCCUAUUAUAUUCUCGACAUCAUCAUUGGCCCUUCCAGCUACACUUGCACGCUUCACUGGUUUAAAUGUCCUUAAGAAAGCUGCUGUUGCUUUGACUCCUGGAGGUUCUUUCUAUAUUCCAACGAACAUCAUACUGAUAGCCUUUUUCAAUUAUUAUUACACUUUCUUGCAAUUGGAUCCUGAUGAUGUAAGCGAGCAACUGAAGCGUCAAGGUGCAUCUAUUCCACUAGUCCGGCCUGGUAGGAGUACGGCUGCAUUCAUUAAGACGGUUCUUAGUCGCAUAUCAGUCCUUGGUUCAUUUUUCUUGGCAGUACUAGCUGCAGGUCCAGCUGUAGUUGAACAAGUCACUCAUCUCACUGCAUUCCGGGGGUUUGCUGGCACGUCUGUCCUCAUCCUUGUUGGUUGUGCAACAGACACCGCAAGAAAGGUUCAAGCCGAGUUAAUUUCUCAGAAGUAUAAGAACAUUGAGUUUUAUGAUCUUGACAAGUAGAAUUCUUGAAGAACAAGGUCUGAGGAUAUGAAUUGGAAAGAUUUCUUUGGUGUAGAUAUGCUUGCUGUGUAUCUCCUCAGUUAGAUCACGCAACACUUAGCCUUGUACUAUUCAAGUUUUUUUGGUCCAUAUAUAUAUCUGAAAUUUUCCAAUUGAGCCUGAGUUGCAAUCUACGAGAGUAUGGGCACGGACACCAUUGAAAGGCGAAAGCUCAAAAAUUACACAGAACGACUCGAGUAUUAUAUAAGGCUUGCUAACACUUCUUUGUAUGAUAAAAUGCUAUUGUUGUGAUACACUUUUAAGAAUUCUGUUAAGGUAAAAGUACACUGGUGAUGUAAAUUGACAUGUAAUUUUUGUUUGAUAUUAUAAAAUACAUGUAGAUUGAAAUUAUGAAAUGACAUUUACGUUGAAUA